CCGUCAGAGUGGAGAUGGAGAGCUAAAAGCAAAACAAAACGUCACAAAGGGGCCAUCGCGUCCCUGCGUUUGCUGGCAUUGUUUACUGUUGCUGUGAAGGGGGGAAAUGGACCCUCUCUCCAGGCGUAUGCUUUGGUGCCAGGAGCGUCAGUAUCGAGAGAGGAGCUUGAGAUUCUUGCUACCAUCCACAUCAUUCACGUCCCUCCCUCGGGGUUGAGAUCGUUUCCUUUUUUUUUUCUCUUUGAUUCUUUUGCGUUGUCGUGAGCUCUGUCCAAUCGCAAAGUCGCUGAUGCAGUCCUUCUGUCAGCGAGUGAAUGAAAAACGGACAGCUCAGCUUUUCCAUUCCCCUCACAUCAUGACCUGGACGUGUCUCGGCCCCUUGCAACCCAUCAUGGAGAUAUUGAUCAUAUUAUCAUCACUCGCCACCAAGACACGAGACUGUUCCCGCGCGUGUGCCAACGUGUUUCUGUUGUCCCAUGCCCAUGCCACGCCUCCAAGCAAAGACGUUGGCUGCUGGCCAAUCAACGGCCCGGCCAGCUUGUGCCGCACUUCACGCUGCACCCGCUCCGCCAAAUGACGCUCUCUUCCAUCUCAGGUCCCCAACUACCCCACACCCGCCAAGCGCCUCUACCCAAGUACCUAUCCCAUGCUCAGAACCCCUCUCCGAGCCAUCGUGCUGCACCAGCAAACUCCUUUCGCUGCCGCAAAUAACAUCACACCCUGCUUUCUCGCUAGCCUCUCUUUGCGAACCAUGUCCACCAAGCCGUCUCUCGAAGCCGCCGAGGAUUUUCUAUCCUUUGUCAACGCUUCCCCAACCCCUUUUCAUGCCGUGAAAUCUUCUAGAGAGCGACUGGAGAAGGCUGGCUUCAAGCACAUCAGGGAGCGUGAUUCUUGGGCUUCUACUCUCCAGCCAGGUGGAAAAUACUACCUCACUCGGAAUGGCUCUUCCAUCGUGGCAUUUGCUAUCGGCAAGCAAUGGAAAGCUGGCAACCCCGUCGGUAUGAUCGGCGCGCACACCGACUCGCCUUGCCUCCGCAUCAAACCCGUAUCCAAGCGCCAGAGCGACGGUUUCCUACAAGUGGCUUGUGAGACGUAUGGCGGUGGUCUUUGGCAUACUUGGUUUGAUCGAGACUUGUCUAUUGCCGGGCGCGUCAUGGUCAAGGCAAAGGAUGGCAACAUGGAACAGCGUCUGGUCAAAGUGGAGCGACCCAUCUUGAGGAUACCUACGCUCGCUAUCCACCUGGAUCGUCAGGAAAACUUCCAGUUCAACAAGGAGACGCAACUGUUUCCCAUCGCCGGGUUAGUUGCUGCCGAAUUGAACAGGCAAGGCAAAACCGAGGACUCAAAGGAAGAGGAGCAGAAGGAUUCUUCUUUUGAGCCUCUUGCGAAACCUACCCAACGCCAUCACUCAUACAUUGUGGAUAUCAUUGCUGAGGAGGCUGGUGUGGAUGCGAACGAUAUUCUGGACUUUGAGAUAGUCCUCUACGAUACCCAGAAGUCAGUUGUCGGUGGACUGAACAACGAACUCAUCUUCUCUCCCAGACUCGAUAAUCUGAUGAUGUCGUAUUGCAGUGUUGAGGGACUGAUCAAGAGCUUGUCAUCCUCUUCGGCUCUGGAUACGGAUUCUACGAUCCGCCUCAUUGCCCUAUUCGACCAUGAGGAGAUCGGAAGUCAGACUGCGCAAGGUGCCGAUUCAAACCUUCUUCCAGCAGUCAUCCGCCGUUUAUCUGUUCUGCCUCCAUCCGAAUCGGACAACUCGGACAAAUCAUACGAUACGUUGGAUAUCGAUACCACGACAGCAUACGAACAAACCCUCUCCACUUCAUUCUUGAUCUCCGCAGAUAUGGCCCACUCGGUACAUCCCAACUAUCCUGGCAAGUACGAGUCUCAGCACCGACCUGAGAUGAACAAGGGCACGGUCAUCAAAGUCAACGCAAACGCUAGGUAUGCCACGAAUACACCUGGGAUAGUCAUGUUGCAGGAAGCUGCUAGACGAGCCAAGGUCGCAUCCUCCAGCCCAUCGUCAUUGAAGCAAGGCGUGCCGCUUCAGCUGUUCGUGGUUCGAAAUGAUUCGUCCUGUGGUAGCACCAUUGGACCUAUGCUUUCAGCCGCCAUGGGUACUCGUACUCUGGACUUGGGCAAUCCGCAACUCAGCAUGCACAGUAUCCGUGAAACAGGUGGUGCCCACGAUGUGGAACACGCUGUCAACCUCUUCGAAAGUUUCUUCGAGAACUUCGCGGAACUUGAGAAGAAGAUCAUUGUAGAUUGA
This is a messenger RNA of Periconia digitata, 2269 nucleotides long. NCBI's taxonomy places the organism in Eukaryota, Fungi, Ascomycota, Dothideomycetes, Pleosporales, Periconiaceae. The record is from the annotation of a GenBank genome assembly.